Messenger RNA from Ostertagia ostertagi, 1029 nucleotides. The record is from the annotation of a GenBank genome assembly. NCBI's taxonomy places the organism in Eukaryota, Metazoa, Nematoda, Chromadorea, Rhabditida, Trichostrongylidae.
AUGGUGGAAACGAGUGCUGAUCGUGUGGCUUGGGGCGUGGCAAUCGGAUGUCUCGUUAUUGUCAUGGGUGGAGCAGCGUUGGUGGCAAAACUCCAUGCGGAUCUACUGGAACUCAAUGAAAUAGCUGAAGUUGAAAUUGUCAAUUUUCAAUCUGAACAUGAAGUAAUAUGGAAGGAGGCGUUGAAGCUUGGUGAGAAAUUCGGUCGACGAAUCGAAAAACGUCAAGUCGCCGUCAUGCGGACGAACCAUUCCGUUCUAUCCCGAGGAAACGUCAUCUAUACAGCUACCCUCAACCGAUGCGUUACCAAGAGGUUCCACGUUAUUUCGAGCCCCUGCAACAAGUGCAUCUGCCGCAACCACAAGAGCCAGCUCCAACGCGUUUAUGGAAGCCAAGCUAUGUGCGGAAUCAGCUGCAACUGCCCUAGAGGACCACGAGGACCACCAGGACAACCGGGAAUUGCUGGCAUACCCGGAGAACCUGGGGUAGACGGACGAAAUGGCGAAAAUGACAGCACACUGACGAGACACUAUUCGGACGCGUGCGCUGUCUGCCCAGCUGGACCACCUGGAAUUCGAGGACCACAAGGAGCCGACGGUGAACCUGGCGCUCGAGGUCUUCCUGGCCGACCAGGAAUGAGUGGCCGUCCUGGUGUUCCCGGACCCAAAGGUCCUACCGGAGAUCCUGGACAACAAGGACCAGCUGGACCACCUGGACCACCAGGAAUCCCUGGAGGAUCAGGGGUAUCUUAUUCACGGGUUCCUGGUCCACCUGGUGCACCAGGAAUGGAAGGACCGAUGGGACCUAUUGGACCACCUGGAUAUCCUGGAGAACCUGGUGAACCCGGUGAUCCGGGACCAAUGGGGCUUCCAGGAUUAGAUGGUGUUCCGGGAGCCCAUGGCAUAUCAGGACUAACUGGGCCACGAGGUCCGCGUGGAGAUGAUGGAGAGUACUGUCCGUGUGUGUCAAAGGAUAAACGAAGUAAUGCUAACCUGAAACUAAUAGCGCACUAUGAAAAACUGAAUAAAUAA